AUGCAGGGUAGCCGCAUAGCACAUCCAGUGACCAGUAUUCGUUCUUAUACGGAACCUCGAUUGACGGUAGUCAAUUCGUACAUGUCGACCAAUCCAUUCGUCGUUGAAUACACACGAUACGACACAUUUCGAAUGGAAUCCACGAGUGAUUUGGAAUUUGCCAUGCAUAAGACAUGGUGUGCUAAUGGAAAAAUGCUCAACCUCGCUAUUGGUGGACAUCCAUGGCCGACACGAGACCAGAUCAUUGAACGGCUCACAAUGGCAAUCGAUGAGCUUAAUGAGUGUCGCGAUCUAAUUUCCCGAAGGAAAUCGGAUGUGCUUGGAUACUAUGAUGAAAAAAAUCCGAGAAUGGGCGCUCACGAAGACAAUCAAUCCGCGAAUAAGGGAUAA
Molecule: messenger RNA, 390 nt
Organism: Didymodactylos carnosus
Lineage: Eukaryota; Metazoa; Rotifera; Eurotatoria; Philodinida; Philodinidae
Source: the annotation of a GenBank genome assembly